AUGACAUCCACGCAAUUUGAUGUUAUCGUUGUUGGAGCAGGGGUUGUUGGACCGGCAAUUGCCACUGCUCUUGCAAGACAAGGUAGAAAGGUCCUUAUUGUCGAAAGAAGUUGGGAAAAGCCCGAUAGAAUCGUUGGAGAAUUGAUGCAGCCUGCAGGAUUGAAGGCAUUAAGAGAGCUAGGAAUGAUUCAGGCAGUUAAUAAUAUCGAAGCUACGUUUGUAGAAGGGUACUACAUCAAGUAUAACGACGAUGUUGUGUCAUUGAAGUAUAUGGAGAAAUCCAAGGCACAGGUUACCAACCCCACUCAUCCUGUGCCAGGGUGUGUCAAGGAUGGAAACGACAAGUUGCUCUCAGACGGUGUGGUUGACGCCACGGAUUGGGAGAUGGAUUCAAGAGUAAGAGGAAUUGCCUUCCAUCAUGGAGACUUUCUCAUGAAUCUUCGUUCUAUUGUGAAACUGGAGCCUAAUGUGACUGCAUUGCAGGGAAAUGUCACUCAAAUUAUACGAGAUGAUGAACAAGUUGUCAACGGAGUCAAGGCUAAAUUGACCAAUGCUGAUGGAUCCACAGAGAUUCAGACAUUCAGUUCGAAAUUAGUGGUUUGCUGUGACGGGAUAUAUUCGAAGUUCCGUAAGGAGCUCUCCAAAGAUAAUAUACCACACACUGGCUCUCAUUUCGUUGGGUUGAACCUUGUGGAUGCUAAGUUACCCAUGCCUCAUCGUGGACAUGUUAUCUUGGGUGACCAUGCACCGGCUAUUAUUUAUCAAAUAUCCCCACACGAUACUAGAAUCUUAUGUGCUUAUCGAUCCACCACUCCACCUUCACAGACGCUGAAUGAAUUUCAAGAGUAUUUGUACAACGAAGUUUUACCAUCUCUCCCUAAAGAGACUCAACCUUCAUUCCUACAGGCUUUAAAGAGCAAGAAAUUUAAAGUCAUGCCUAAUCAGUAUUUAGCGGCCAAGAAGCAAGGUGCUCAAAGAGGGUUGAUUAUGUUAGGAGACUCUUUAAAUAUGCGUCAUCCAUUGACCGGAGGUGGUAUGACCGUGGGUUUGAAUGAUGUUGCAUUGUUAGCUAAAUUAUUGCAGCCAGAAAAGGUUCCUGAUUUACAAGACUAUGAUAAGAUAGCCACCCAGUUGAAGCUUUUCCACUCCCGUAGAAAGAAUUUGGAUGCAGUGAUAAAUACCUUGUCCAUUGCACUCUACUCGCUUUUCGCAGCCGACAAGAACUCGUUAAAGAUAUUACAAAAGGGGUGCUUCAAGUAUUUCUUACGGGGAGGAGAUUGCAUGAGCGGACCAAUGGGAUUACUUUCAGGUAUGUUACCCUUCCCAAUGUUAUUGUUCAACCACUUUUUCAGUGUGGCCUUCUAUGCUAUCUACUGUAAUUUUAUUGAUAGAGGGUUAUUGGGAUUUUUAGUAGCGUUUUUUGAAGCCUUUGAGGUCAUUUUCACCGCCAUAUAUAUAUUCAGUCCAUACUUAUGGAAAGAAUUGGUGUAA
This is a messenger RNA of Dujonia railenensis, 1491 nucleotides long. The record is from the annotation of a GenBank genome assembly. NCBI's taxonomy places the organism in Eukaryota, Fungi, Ascomycota, Pichiomycetes, Serinales, Debaryomycetaceae.